This is a messenger RNA of Chara braunii, 1687 nucleotides long. The record is from the annotation of a GenBank genome assembly. Lineage: Eukaryota; Viridiplantae; Streptophyta; Charophyceae; Charales; Characeae.
GUAAAGCGGCUAUGGUGGGAGGAAUCCUGCAGCCGAGUUCGGAUGACCGCUGACCGGCGCGGCCAAGUUAGAGAUAAAGGACGGAGUGAGAAGACGAAGAAGAGGAACGAGUGAAGAAUAGCAAGGUCGUGAUAGACUGUCUCAAGAAAUAUUAGGACUACGAUAGAGGGAAGGGCAAGGACGAGGAAUUGGAAGGACAGAGAAUGAGUGCGAGGUCACCUCCACCAGGACCAUCAGAGCCAAUGAACUAUUGGGAGGAAGAGGAACGAAUCAGAUCACUCUUAACCCUCUGCUUUGACGAUGGGGUUUACCCCACGGAGCUGGAUCCAGGCGAAAUGGAGGUCCAUGGAAGAGAGGCGAAAUUUACCUUGAACUCGUCGCUGGACGAGAUCAAGGUAAAAUGGCUGAAAGAGCGGACCAUCUCAGUGAUCUUCAAAGAAAACGCAAGAUUCCUUUCGAAGAAGAUCAAGGACGACAUCAUAAGAGCGUUUGAAGAUGGUUGGAUUUUGGGCAGUGAACGGUUCCCCAGUGGAACAAGGAGGGGACGAGUGAAGAUAGAAGGUCCGAAUGCGCUUUCAUAUGUAGGGAAGUCUAGGGAGGUGACGAACUUCAUGAUAAGUGAGGGAGGGGUGGAGAUUCCCACGAGACAAGCUAACGUCAGCUAUAAAGUGGAAUUCAAACCAUGGAUGACAAAGGCAGAAUUCAGGGACUUACGAAGACAGGAGGACGACAGAAUCUUCUGGGUGAUUGCGGUGCAAGUCCCCUUGGACGAUAUGCCGUUUACUUAUGCACAAAUCGAGCGGGCAAUCGGCAAGAUUGAGCAGGCACACCCACCAGAUGCAGACCCGGAUAGACCAGCAUUAGUUAAUGCGAGAUUUGACUUGGCUUCAGAUGCAGGAGAGAACAUGAAAGACAAGAUGAGAAUCAUCACCUCCAAGGGUGACGAUCUGGAAGUACGGUUGGCUUGCUCCACUACGCCGAAAUGCCGGACAUGCCGACAGUUCUUCCACACGGAGGAGGAACGCCGGAGGCGAGGAGGGCAAAACAGGGAAGUACCAGGGAUGACGGGCGGACAAGGGGUAGGGAACCCAAUGGCCCAAGUGGGUAUGUCCGGCUUACUGAUGGCCCAAGGGAUGGGUCUCACAGGGGCCAAGGAAGCCCCGAGACUGCAGAUCCCGGCACGACAACAAUCGGGAGUAGGAGGAACCUACACGUUGGUUCAACCAGGAAAGAGCGCGUUGGAUGGAGGAGUGAGGCAAGAAGUGGGGCGUGGAAGACGGGAGGUGGAGGGGAUCGCAGGACGAUCGAGAGGGUUGUCGACAGGGAAACAUAGAAGACUAAGCAUGACAGAUGUCACCCUAGAAAUGUCUGGUGCAUUGCGGGCGUCGAGAGAGGUGUUAGAGCAGUCAGUAGGUCAGGACAUAGGGAUCGGGACACCAGGCAGUAAAACGACUAAGGACAGAAGGCUUGCUUCAACAGCGAGAGGACAAGGAUCGGAACUGUCGCAGUUCCUGGUCCCCCUCCUAUAUACAAUGAUCCGGAACGCAUACUGGGUGGUGACGUUGUCGGAGCAAACACCCUUACAAGGGUAUUUGCUCAUGUUUUUGUAAUCGACAUAGUUUUGACGCCAGCUACCAUGACGUAGCCGGUCUAAAAAUAAAAAGUGGGAUAAACUUCUCGACUGUUA